AUGUCUUCAACGGAAAACAAUAGCAAAUCGAGUUCCAGAAUCACAUGGGAAGGUUGCAGCGUUUUGCUUGAUAUCAACGACGGCGACCGACUCGUCUUCGCCCGUCUCUCCCCUGCAGCGAAAUUGAAGAUUGGUAAUAAGAAUUGUUCAUUGCAGCCAUUGAUCGGUUGUCCCUUUGGUACUGUUUUUCAACUUGACACUUCUUCCGACGGUGCUUUUCUAUCGCCAUUCCAACCCAAAGGUGAUGUAAAUAACACCGUUGAAACAAAAGAUGGUCAUUUCCAAACUGAGUUAAAAGACGAUCAACCCAACAGUGAGCUGAAGGACAACCGGUCGUUGAUCGACAAUAAUACUGCACAAAGCCUCACUGGUGAAGAUAUAGAAGACAUGCGAAGACAGGGUGCUAAGGGUGAUGAAAUAAUUGAAGCUCUAAUUGCCAAUAGUGCAACAUUUGAUAAGAAAACAUCAUUCUCACAGGAGAAAUAUAGACUUAAAAAGCAGAAGAAGUAUGCACCAAGGGUACUUAUAAGGCGUCCUGUUGCUCGAAGCAUAUGUGAGGCCUAUUUCAAGAAGUAUCCAUUGAAAAUUGGGUUCUUGAGGGUGGAUACGUUGUCCCUUCUACUUUCAAUGGCUAAUGUUUCUUCUAAUUCUGACAUUCUUGUCGUUGAUAUGGUUGGUGGCCUUCUUACUGGUGCCGUGGCAGAACGUUUAGGAGGCACCGGUUUUGUCUGCAAUUCAUAUCUUGGACAGACACCACCUUCCAUGGAUAUUGUGAGGAUAUUUAAUUUAAGCGAUGAAAUCUGGAAGAGGUCAGCUGAUAUGUUUCAUUGCAGUUUACCAAUUAUUUUUUCGAGUUAA
Messenger RNA from Vicia faba (fava bean), 858 nucleotides. NCBI's taxonomy places the organism in Eukaryota, Viridiplantae, Streptophyta, Magnoliopsida, Fabales, Fabaceae. The record is from the annotation of a GenBank genome assembly.